AUGAAUGUUCCUCUCUAUCUCUGGACCUUCGCUCACUUGCUUUGCGCCUUGGCCGCCGCCGGAGAGGAGCUGAAGGUUCUCCUGGAGGAGAGGAAGGUUCUCCUGGAGGAGGAUCGGAUCCGCUCGGGACGCAGGACCUGCAGACUCUACUGCCGGGUGGGCAUCGGCUUCCAUCUGCAGAUCCAUCCCGACGGAAGAGUCAACGGCAGCCACGCUCCCAACCAGCUGAGUGUCCUGGAGCUCUUUGCCGUGUCUCAGGGGGUCAUCGGCAUCAAAGGGGUCUUCAGUAACAGAUUCCUGGCCAUGAACAAGAGAGGACGGCUCCACGCCACCGAAGGCUUCACAGACGACUGUAAGUUCAGGGAACGUUUCCAGGAGAACAGCUACAACACGUACGCCUCGGUGAUCCACCGGAACCACAGGACCGGUCGCGACUGGUUUGUGGCCCUCAACAAGAGAGGCAAAGCUAAAAUGGGCUCGAGUCCGCGGGUCAAAUCCCAGCACGUCUCCACCCACUUCUUACCGAGGGUCGACCUGCAGGACAAGGGCGAGCGAGGCUUCACCAUCACGGACAGGAGCAAAGAGAGGAGGAAAUCCCCCCCGCUGCCGCCACCGGCUCCACCCAAAGCUAUCGUGGCGUCGAAGGCGAACGUCCACGCAGGAGCAGCUCAGAGACGGACGCAAGUCAAAUACUGGCCCAAGUACCGGUUUGGAUAA
This is a messenger RNA of Limanda limanda (common dab), 717 nucleotides long. It is a transcript of the gene fgf5, whose product is annotated as fibroblast growth factor 5. The coding region runs from base 1 to 717 and encodes 238 amino acids. Lineage: Eukaryota; Metazoa; Chordata; Actinopteri; Pleuronectiformes; Pleuronectidae. Gene Ontology annotation, cellular component: cytoplasm. The transcript is spliced from 4 exons. Gene Ontology annotation, biological process: fibroblast growth factor receptor signaling pathway; cell differentiation; animal organ morphogenesis. The record is from RefSeq and is a predicted model, not a curated record. Gene Ontology annotation, molecular function: growth factor activity; fibroblast growth factor receptor binding.